Mytilus trossulus (common blue mussel) is the source of this 1795-nucleotide messenger RNA. RefSeq lists its product as uncharacterized. The coding region runs from base 97 to 723 and encodes 208 amino acids. NCBI's taxonomy places the organism in Eukaryota, Metazoa, Mollusca, Bivalvia, Mytilida, Mytilidae. The record is from RefSeq and is a predicted model, not a curated record. Gene Ontology annotation, biological process: cell adhesion; tissue regeneration. Gene Ontology annotation, cellular component: membrane. The transcript is spliced from 5 exons.
CGUGUUUGUCAAAAUGUUAUAUAAGUCACAUACAUUUAUAUUUGUUUUACUUAGAAAAGCAGUGACUGGAACUACAAGGCAUUCAGACAGCUAAUCAUGAGUGAAUCAACUGAUAUUGAGACACAGGAAAAUUCAUACAAUGGAAAGCAGAAAAAACAGAAGAAAAAAUGGCAAAAUCAAGGCAACCCUCAGGUCUUCCCAGAAGAUGAUGAAAACGAAAGAAAAAAAAGGGACCCUAAGAAGAAGAAGAAGAAGAAUGAUAAAGGCGACCAGCAAAAUUCCAACCGCUUUUCAGAAAGCAAAAACUUUAUUCAAACCAUAGCAGACGUCUCGCUUAUGAUGGCAAAUAUUUCACAGUUAAGAGCAGUUUUAUGUUCAGGAAACACAAAUCGAUUUUAUGUUCACCUCUUAACGCUAAUCAUCCUUUCGUUAGCGUCACACGUACUGUUCGUUUUAUUCACUGUUAUUAGAGCGCAUUUUAAUUACAAACACCGUAUUGCAGUGAGCCGAGCAAAAACUAAUACAAUCAACAAGAAAUUAUUUAAGUUCUGCUGUUGUUGUAAAACAAAGUAUAGACGUAAAGAAUUUAUUGACAGCGAUUUGUGUCAAUGCCCACAUUGCCGUACCGAUUUGUAUAUGCACUAUGUCUGUUACUUUCUAGUUUUUAUUACAAUUUGUGCUAACAUUGGGAUUACAGGAAUUGGAAUUUCGGGAGACUGCUAAUCUGGGGAUUACAUUUUGUUUUAAAUGAGAAGGAUGUGAAGUGAACUGCUAUAGAUGAGAUGAUUUACCUCAAUCCUUAGAGCCUGAAUAGUGUUUUGUUUAAGUCUUUUCUUAUAAACUUUAUAAUGUAUAAUUCGAUUAUAUAUUGGCUAAAAUCUAAUUUAAAAAAACCUGUAUGUAUUUGUUGUGUAGGAAUUGCUUUUCUUGUUUUUAAACCAAAGCCAUUGAAAGGCAAUGUUGACUAUAUUAAUAAUAGUGCACCUCAGACAAUCGAAUGUUCUUUUCCACUUUGGGUCAGCUAUGACGGAUGUAUUUUGAACUAUAGAUUCUCGAUUAUUUUAAUUUAUAGAUAUUUCCAGAAUUUGCGCAUCCAUAAUCACGUCGACACUAGAGCGCUUACUUCCCGAAUACUAGAAUUCUGCUCUAUGCUAGAAAAAGAAAUAACAAUUUAUACCGUUAUCGGUACCAAAUCUUGAAGUAGUCAGUAUAUUAGAAUACGCGGAUUAACCUACAUGAGAAGCACUCAUAAAUAUAGCCAAAUUUGUCGAAUAGUAAAAUUGAGAACGGAAAUGGGGAUGAGUCAAAGCGACAACAAGCCGACCAUAGAGCAGACAACAGCUGAAGGCCACCAAUGGGUCUUGAAUGUAAGGAGAAACUCCCACACCCGUUAGUGUCCUUCAGCUGGACCCUUAAAAAUUAUAUAUACUAGUGAUAAUGGAAGUCAUGCUAAACUCCGAAUUAUACACAAGAAACUUAGAUUAAUAAUCAUACAAGACUAACAAAGUCCAGAGGCUCCUGACUUUGGACCGGCGCAAAAUUGCGGCGGGGUUAAACAUGUUUAUGAGAUCUCAACCCUCCCCCUAUACAUCUAGCCAAUGUAGAAAAGUAAUUGCAUAACCAUACGCACAUUAAAAUUCAGUCCAGGAGAAGUGAAUAUAUAUAUAACAGUAAGGCUUUGUGUGAAUGUCAAUUUACAUUUUAUUUUAUUUCUCAAAUUAUCAAUUUUGUUUACAACUGUAUUUAAAUGUUUGUUUACUGUGGUGUAUUUUAUUCUAUAUAAUAAUCCUUAGAA